UAAUCUGCUCAUUAUCAGUGUGAGGAAGGACAGGAGGGGUGGAGACAGACGGAGAGAGAGACUUUUUGCUUUCCUUCAUGGUUCCAACGGGAGUGUCGGUGUGUGGGAGCUGAACAAAUCUCACGGACACAGAGAAACAAAAGGGAAGCUCCAGCCAAGUUCAGAAUGAGGGCCGUGAGUGGGAAGGCACACCCACUCCAGGUCGCCUCCCAACCUCUAUCUCCAGCCUAUUAAAGCCACCAAAAUGAAGACAGAGUCCCCACAUAUCAUACUUAGCACUAUGUUUUCAUGGCAGCAACUUACUCACUGGUCUUCAUCCCUAUGGGUGUCGCAACAAACCUUCUUGGAUUUGAGAUCCAGCAAUUUUCUGAUUGGGUAUCUGACAAAUAGGUGGUUGUUAAGAGAAGAUGAUGAAAUUGAGAUAUUUGUAUAUAUUUUUUUUUGUAAAUUAAUAUCAGGAAGAAUUGAAGACCACCGUGUACAGACAGAGAUACCUGUAGAUGAGGGAUUUAUUUCAUAAUAACAAACAACUACAAUCAAUGUGAUCAUUUACUAAGCGGAGGAAGGAUUAAAGGCCUAAUAUUUCUUUAGAGUUAUAGAGUUUAUAGCCUUGAUUACAUUGAUUUAGCUCCUAUGGGCAGUGGUGAAGUGUAAAAAUAUAACACCCGACCAAACUGUGUACAUUCUUUCUGAUGAGUUCUACCGGAAUGUUUCUCAUAUUCUACACGGAACAUUUGGAAUCCAGAAAUCCUUCUGUGACAGAACAGAACAGAAAAAUAGAACCCAGGAGGCAUAAAACUGAAGAACUCGGUCAGAAAUCAUUACAGUAUCACCAGAUUGCAGAGGAGACACAGAGACUCAUUGCUCUUGGAAGUUGGAAAAAAAAAACACAAACAAUAUGUUGCUGUCCUAUCAGAGAGAGAUGGACCUGCAGUCAUCAGGGACCUUGAGUCAAACAGGUUCUGACGAACCGGAGGUGCGACCCCGGACCGUGCUGCGCGGCGAGACCGGCAACUACGAGCUUCGCCGCUUCAGGUUCAAUGGCUGCUUCAGCAACGUCGCCGAAUGCAAAGAGGUCGGCACCGGAGACGCCGUGGUCAUUAAAAUCUUCAAAAAGAGAGCCCCCGGUUCUCUUGAGCCGAACAAAGAGUUGGCUAUGCUGAAAAGGAUCCGUGGUCUCGAUCAAGAAAACAUUGUUCGGUUCUUGGGGGACUUCCAACACAUAGGGCACACCUGCCUCACUUUUGAAAUGUUGGACAAGAAUCUGCAUGAGCUUCUGAAGGAGAGGAUCGGCAACCGACUACCUCUUCUGCAAAUCAGACCCAUCGCGAAGCAGCUGCUCAGCGCGCUGCAGUCCCUGAAGACCGCCGGCAUCAUUCAUACCAGCAUCAAGCCCAACAACAUCAUGGUGACGAGGGAAAAGCCCCUCAGAGUCAAACUCAUUGACUUUGGUUCGGCCGUUGCAGCUGCUGAAGUCGAGCGAGGUGUGAUCAUGCAGCCUAUCGCAUACAGGUCUCCGGAUGUUAUUCUGGGCCUUCCAGUCUCAGAAGCGGUAGACGUGUGGUCUCUGGGUGCUGUUUUGGCGACCAUGUACCUUGGUAGCCUGCCAUUUCCUCAGAGGUGCCAGUAUCACCAGGUGAAAACCAUGGUGGAGACGCUGGGUCAGCCGGAGGACAAACUUCUAAGCGACGGCGCCUACACGCAUCUCUACUUCAGCCGUAACCAGGACUCUACAGCGCCGUCGUGGAGGCUUAACACGGCAGCGGAGUACAAAGCGGCGAGUGGCUUUGUGGCACAAAAACACAGAGGCAGCUCCCCCGGGUUCCACUAUUUGGAUGACCUGGUCGAGCUGAACCCAGAAAACAGCUUUGGGUGUAAGACCAGGUUCGUUGGCCUCCUGCGCCAGAUGCUGCGUCUGAAUCCUGAGGAAAGGACGACGCCGAGUGCCGCUCUGCGUCACCCGUUCGUAACCCUGAUCGAAUCGGGCGCCGAGGAAGCCGUAGCCUCGGCCGCUGCCGACUCCGGUACACCGAGUGUGAGAGAAGGCCGUGCUGUCGGCUGCAACGACGCUUCAGCUGGUGGCGCCUGUUCAGAUGAGGCCGCCGUGAUGAGUGCCGUGAAGGACCUUGCAGCUGGUUCUGAGGCCUCAGAGGGCGCCGCGGGGCGCUCUGCAGAUGAAGCUCCUAGCGGCUAUUCAAUAGCAAGGUCUAUUGACGCGGGUCCGGGGGAGGGCGUACCAGCCCCUGCUGUCGGAGACUCGGACGCCACUGCUGGUUCGUCCGAUAAUGAUGACGACAACGAAGCUGCAGUCACACCUGCCUGUGCAGAAGCCGACAUUGGCACUGACGGGGUCUCAGCCGCCCCGGGGCCGAGGGGGGUCAUGGGAUUUUUGGGAAGGGUGUUCAGGACCCUGCGCUGCUGCUGCUGCUGUUGCACCGCAAAUCCUCAGGAGUGAUUUACUUGUUUAUUUGAUCCAUUUGUCAUGUUAUUUAUCCUUGAAAAGUAAACAAUGUAUUAAAUACAAUGUCCUCAA
Gasterosteus aculeatus aculeatus (three-spined stickleback) is the source of this 2533-nucleotide messenger RNA. Lineage: Eukaryota; Metazoa; Chordata; Actinopteri; Perciformes; Gasterosteidae. The record is from RefSeq and is a predicted model, not a curated record.